Molecule: messenger RNA, 582 nt
Organism: Ordospora colligata OC4
Lineage: Eukaryota; Fungi; Microsporidia; Ordosporidae
Exons: 1
Coding region: 1-582 (193 amino acids)
Source: RefSeq, a predicted model, not a curated record
AUGGAUGAGUCUGUGGAGAUUGAAGGGGUGUUUGAUGAAAGGGUGUGCGUGGAAAGAAAAGUGUUAUCCAAUGUGAUGAAUAAACAGGGAAUAGGAGUGAAAAAUGAAGAGAAUGGGAUGAAAGAGCAAAGUAAGGUUGUUUUUAAGGAUUAUGAGAAUAUGAAUAGGAGUGGAAAUGUAAAGGAAGGAGAAUGUGUAAAAGAGAAGUUUAGUGUAAGGAAUGAGAUGGAUGCAAAGUCUGAGAUGCUCUUAAAGAUUGGGGCUGAGUUUGAAGAGCUAAAGGAGGUACACAGAAAGGCAUUGAAAGCAAGAGAGAAGUUAAUGAGAAGGAUGCAGAGAGAUCUUGAAAUGUUUAAGAAACAGAUGGAGGCAGAGAAGAUUAAGGAGAUGAAUGAGUUCAGGAAGCGUUGUGAGGAUGAUUUUUUUGAAAGACGAAGAAAGUAUAAAGAGAGAUGUAGAAAGAGUGUUUGUGAAUAUAAGGCAAGUGUUGAUGAGAUGGUGAAGAUAUUGAUGGCUGAUAUGGCAAACAGAUGCAAUGAUAUGGUUAAGGGGGUGUAUAGGAAAAGUGCAGGUAAUGGAUAA